This is a messenger RNA of Malaya genurostris, 2689 nucleotides long. It is a transcript of the gene Buffy, whose product is annotated as bcl-2-related ovarian killer protein. Gene Ontology annotation, cellular component: mitochondrial outer membrane. Gene Ontology annotation, molecular function: protein homodimerization activity; protein heterodimerization activity. Gene Ontology annotation, biological process: regulation of apoptotic process; intrinsic apoptotic signaling pathway in response to DNA damage; extrinsic apoptotic signaling pathway in absence of ligand. The transcript is spliced from 4 exons. The record is from RefSeq and is a predicted model, not a curated record. The coding region runs from base 1804 to 2688 and encodes 294 amino acids. Lineage: Eukaryota; Metazoa; Arthropoda; Insecta; Diptera; Culicidae.
UAGGGGGGAGCACAUGAAAUUUCCAUAAUCGAAAUUUUUUUUUGAUGCCGAAACUCUUAAAACUGCAUGAAAAGUCGAGAUUUAGUGUCAUAUAAAAAAAAAUUUUUUUUUGAAAAUAUCAACUUUCUGGGAUUCGAUUUUUUCAAAAUUUUUUUUUUCGAAAUGACACUAAAUCUCGACGUUUCAUGCAAUUCCAAGCCUUUUGGCACCAAAAUUAUUUUUUCGAUUUCGAAAAUUUCAUGACACUGUUUUUGUCAUCACGGUUAGAGUUCGAAUGAUUGAGCUGUCAAAUUUUGUCUGCUGACUCAUGGGUUAUUAUGAUUGAUGAUCCCUGGGUAGUUUCGCCAAUACGGGUGAAGGUAAACACAUGAAACAUCGACAAUUUUUGUCACUUUUUUCAAACGCAAACGUUAUUGACUUAAAAUUCAAUAAAGCGAAGAUAUAAAGUAUUCCUCAGAUGUUUAGACAUAGUUUGAAUUCAAUUUAUGUAGUAAGCGGCUGAAAAGUUUACAGUUGUAGAAUGGAAAAGACUUCAACUGCGAACCUCACUGAAGAUGCAAAUUUCCAUAUGUGAUACAAUUAAACAACUCGCUAAUCAUAUUCGCCCUUAUUCUGAAUAACGUCGUAUCGUUUUUUCCCUCGUAUUUAAUUUGUAUUCUCAAUAACGCUAGCAAAAUCAAAGGUAGCUAUGAUUCGAUCGAACCACAUUCGAUCGAAAAAUCAAUACGUCGUUAUUCAGAAUAAGGGCGAUUCUAAUUAAAAAAAUCUUUACUGUUGAGUAUUCCUGAUGUCUAUUUUGCACUCAUGCUAUUUUUAAAAUUUACCAACGCGAUGCUAGAUUGUUACAAUGUCAAAUCCGUAGGUUUUAUCUGGGCGAGACAAGUGAAUAAAGUGCCUCAAUUAUGAUUCCUUCUAAGCAAAAUAUUCUUCUGUAUUCCUCUAAAAGCAAAGGGCUUACGGAUAACCUGCAUUUUAUAUCAAAUGAACAAUACUACAUUUCCCAGUGGAACAAUGAUUACAGUGACGAACACGACUUCUAGGUUUACUAACAAUCAAUCAAAUUUGAAAAAAAAAUGGUUUUCCUCAGCUAAAAAAUUUUCUCGUUUGUUAGUCAACAGACCCCUAUAUUAAUCAACAAUUAUUGUUUAAAAUCCAUCCAUUGGACUGAUAUAUGAACUGUAAUAUGUUUCUUGGUAUGACUAGCACACAAAAGGAAAAAACAGUUUCGCUGUUAUCAAUUAACGGUCAACAGUAAUUGAAUGUGAGAAAACUACUGGAACGGAAAAUUACCAACCUAAACCAACGCAAAAUAUAUGAAGAGAUAAAUCGUCGGUGACAUCCCGAAAGCCAUAAUUAGUUUUUUGUUCAACAUUUGUGGAAGCUCGAGUCAUGACAGGCUGCUGUCUUGCACCCGCACUCUUGAAAAGCUACGAUGAGAAGGAAUAAAUAUAUUUUAAGAACGUGACAGAAAAGUGCAUAAAAGUUAAGCGGAAUUAAAUGAGUAGAAGUUGAGAUGUAUAAUAGUGACGUGAAUGCAGAAUUGAAACAUACGAUGACAGGUCAGAUGAAAUACAGUGUGAUUAAUUUGAAAAUGAUAAAGUUCCUGAGGAAGUGAAUUUCAGUACGAUCUGCAAAAAAAAAUUCCGAGAAUAAACUGUUCCAACGACGGCCACUGAGCAAACAACGAAUAAUAGUUCCAAUCUGAAGCAUCUCGACAGUCCAUCUGAUAACUAGUGCAGCAAUCAAGCCAAAACGAAAGUAAAAAAUAUCGAUCGUCUCGACGUCAGCAUAAAACCAAUAGUAAUGGCUGAAACAACGGUCAACUUUAAUAAUCACCUGUUGCCAGAUCGAAUAGGCGCACCUUUACUAGCGCGCAGAAAAUUCAGUUUUCCGGCAAGCUUACAUUCAGCAGUUUUACUGGGAGAUUCCCUCUCUCCGGGUUCAUUGCAAGCAACCAGUACGGCAUCGGCAGCUCGACGUCGUCUUAGUAACGUUAGCGAUGUCGUCACCCGGAAGCUGUCUAGCACAAUCGGCUGGAAACAACCAGUCGUUCCAUCGCAGGACAUUAUCACACAGGGAAAGUGUCUGUGCGGUCAAUACAUCCGAUGUAGACUGAAAAAAUCCGGCGUUUUCAACCGAAAACUUGGACUGCAAAGAAUUAGGAGUAUUAUAGGCACACCAUCCAUACACGUAGUACGUGAGGUUUUCCCUGCGUUAUUAAGUGUAAGCGACGAACUGGAACGAAUGUAUCCGCGGCUCUACAAUGGAAUAGCGCGGCAGCUAACGCGAAUUGGUCGCGGAGAACUUAAGACCCCUGAAACGGCUCCGGUUCUGCUGAGUGCAAUAGCUAGGGAUUUGUUCAAAAAUGAUAUCACCUGGGGAAAGGUAGUCUCAUUAUUUGCAAUAGCUGGAGGACUUUCCGUGGACUGCGUACGCCAGGGACAUCCGGACUACCUACCGAAACUGAUCGAAGGUGUGGCGGAUGUGAUUGAAGACGAACUUGUCGUUUGGAUUUCCGAGAAUGGUGGUUGGCUUGGACUUGUGAACAAGGUGCGACCACCGCAAGAAGAAAUCACAUUCGCCGGACGGUGCUUUGUUGGUGCUAGUUUAGUGGUUUUUUUAUUCGUUUUAGUGUUUCUGUUAAAAGCACUAGGCCUUUAUUUAUUUCCAAAUAUAUUCACGCAAUGAA